Messenger RNA from Pelagomonas calceolata, 2229 nucleotides. The record is from the annotation of a GenBank genome assembly. Lineage: Eukaryota; Pelagophyceae; Pelagomonadales; Pelagomonadaceae.
CAGGAGCUCUCGCAACAGAGCGACAAACAGAGGCAGCCUCUGCCCCACGCAACGCGAAAAGGCAGUCAGGACCAUCAUGGACUACAACGCCGAGCAUAGCCUCGCCCCGCCGCCGCCGCCGAGCGCGGCUCCCGCAAACCUGCCGCCGGGCUGUGUCACGGGCGCCCAGGCGGCUGCCAUGGCCGGCCACGGCGGGGCGCCGCCGCCGCAGUACAACAGCUUCACGUCGCCCCGCAGCGCCGCGCCGCCGCAGCCCUUCGACGCGAACGGCGAGCCCCAGCAGGGCUUCUUCCCCGACGCGGGCGCGCCGCCGCCGCCCUACACAGCGCAACAACCGCCCCCUGCCACGAACGCCGACGGCAAGGUGUGGGGGCGCAAGGCCGACGGCAAGACGGGCUGGGUCACGCCCAAGGCCGGUGACAUGAACGACGAGGGCCCCUCUCGGGCUCCCGUGAUGCCGGUGGCCGCCGUGGCUCCCCCGGUGGCCCAGGUCGUGCCCAUGCGCGCGCUGCGCAAGCAGUUUUCUGGGCUCACUGGUGUUUCUGGUGCCUUCUCGGGCAAGGACAAGGAGGAGGAACUACGGCAAGAACGGGCGAAGCUCGAGGCGGACAAGCUCGCGUUCGAGCGCCAGAAGCUCGAGGCGGAGCGCAAGAAGCUCGAAGAAGAAAGAGCGAGGCUCGCACAACCCGUAGCGGAGGACGCGAAGUGGUACUGGGAGGAGUCACCUGAACGAUUACACCUCCACCAGAACCUGAAACGGCCCCACUGGGUGCCGUACGAGGCCGAGGCGACGCAGAAAUUGGAACGGGCCUGGCAGUCCAAUCAAAUGUCCGUGCCGCUCAACGCGUCGUACACCGCGAAUCUCACGGCCAUGACGCAGAUGAAGAAUUUAAAUGGAUACAAGCGGCGCAUAUUGCGCGACGCGCGCGGUGUGAGGGACACAUCACCUCCGCCGCCGCUCGCGCCGCUCAAAGUCGUGACCUUUGACGAGAAGGUCGAGAAGCUGACGUGCUACUACCGUUUGAAUGAAGAGCAGAUUUCAUAUAGUGAGCACGAGCGCAAGGCCCGCGAGCGCGGCGCCACCGUCGCCUCCAUCGGGUCCGCCGAGGAGAACGAGGCCGUCGUGCGCGUCGCACGGGGGCAGUUCUGCUUCAUUGGGGCGCUCCGCAUCGGCGGCGGCAACGGGCCGACGUCCGCGAACUGGAAGUGGGCCGACGGCAAGCCCUUCCAAUAUACAAACUGGUCGCGGGACGAGCCGAACAACUACAUGGGCCACGAGGACCGCGUCAUGAUCAUGGGCAACGGAAAAUGGAACGACAUACAUCAAGGGUGGACCGGCCCGGCCGUCUACCGUUUUGCGGGUAAGCCGCAGUGGUACUGGGAGGAGUUCGUGACUGCGUAGAAAUCAUAUUUUCUCCACGCCAUCGACGCGACGCCGCCUCGAUGGCGUGGCGGUGUGGGUUUCCCACCACUCGAUUCAGUCGUCACGGCCGCGUUGUCGCCAAGAAGUGACUUUGUGCACUCGACUCACUUCAUGAUUUGCGCAGGUCCGCGGAACGGUUACGCAACCACGCCAACCUCAAGCCCGGCACGAAUUUCGUGCCCUAUUCUUCAAACGACAACGACAAGCUCGAGGAGAUGCAUAUGGCGCACAAGCCGUUCUGUCGCCUGAACCCAGGUUACGGCGUCGACCUCAUCAAGAUGCAGCAGACGAGCAUGUCCACGGGCUACGCGCGGCGCGUGAUCCGCGAGGCGAGCGGGCCCCAGGUGUCGAGUCCGCCGCCCGUGAUCAAGUACGAUCGAUCGAGGGUGGCCUGGUACUGGGAGGAGAGCCCCGAGCGCAUGGGGAUGCACAGUUUGGUGAAGCCGCCGCAUUGGGUGCGCUUCGACCCAGCCACCGAAGACAAGCUCGAGUCAGCUUUGCAAUGCGGCAACGCCGGCGUCAUGACAGUCCCUGGCAAGUACCACGCGGACAUCAAGUCGAUGAUGCAGAAAAACGUGAACACUGGUUUCGGGCGGCGCAUCUUCCGGGAGCUCGCCUGAGCCACCUCAUGAAUUCCUUCGUCCCAUUCCCUGCUUCCGUGCACGCGUAAAUUCCCAGAAUUCCCUACCUAUGGAUCCCAUCGGGGCUCGCGACUACGUACGGUGACCGGCACGCGGCGCCGUCCGUGGCCACGCCGGGCCAGAUCUACUACAUAUGUUAGCGCCCCGCGUCGACCGGCCUCGAGU